Benincasa hispida (wax gourd) is the source of this 928-nucleotide messenger RNA. The record is from RefSeq and is a predicted model, not a curated record. Lineage: Eukaryota; Viridiplantae; Streptophyta; Magnoliopsida; Cucurbitales; Cucurbitaceae.
UUAAAACAUUCCUUUUUCUUUACUAAAAUUCUCUCUUUUUUUUAAAAAAAAAAAAAAAAAAGAAAAAAAAGAAAAAAGACACACUCAAAAACUACUUGAAAUUAUGCACUGUAACGGAACCGCUACGGAGCGCAAGGCUAGCACAUGCACGGACUCAAUGAUCCGGCUUUACCACACCCCAAGCCUUUCCCCGAACCAAUGUGGCUUCAGCCUCUUUCAAGUGGUUCAGGCGCCUCUUGCUCUAGUAUGGUCCAUGGUUCGCCGCUUCGACAACCCACAGGCUUACAAGCGGUUCGUUAAAAGCUGCACCAUCCGUCAAGGCGAUGGCGGGGUUGGCACGGUUAGAGAGGUGGUGGUGGUUAGUGGCAUGCCGGCUAACACAAGCGUGGAGCGGCUCGAGCGGCUGGAUGACGAGGCACAUGUCAUGGUUUUUACCAUCAUUGGCGGGGACCACAAACUGGCGAAUUACCGGUCCACCACCACCUUACAUGAGGAGGAGGGCGGCGGCGGAGGGAAUACGAUGGUGGUGGAAUCCUAUGUGGUGGAUGUUCCCUCCGGAAGUACCAAAGAAGAUACCAUUUUGUUUGCUAAUACCAUUGUCACGUGUAAUCUCAGGUGGUUGGCUCGUAAAGCUGAAACGCUUAUCUAAUGUGCGACUUCCUUCCUUUUUUUCGUUUUUUUUUUUCUUUUUUUUUUCUUUUUUUUUUUUUUUUUGUUUUUGCAAUAUGCUUUAUUAGGUCGGUUGCUUUGCUUUUAUUCCCACCCCCCAAAAAGGGAACUGUUCGUAUCUUCUUUUUUAAGUAAACUAUUAUCUUGUUUUAGUUUCUGAAAAUUUUAAUUUUGCUUUAAGAAUUAUUUAUUAAGUCUAAUUGUUAAAAUUUGUUGAUAUGCGUCUUUUGUUUUCUUAAUAUAUUUGUAUAAUAAUAGA